CAUCGGCCGGCAGUAGCGGGCGAGACGUAGACCAAGACUGGCAUACGCACUAUGCGGCGGCCGACUAACAACGCGGGCUGAAAGGUGUUCCACGGUUUUCAAAAUUGACAGUUUUUUUUUUUCGUAAUCAAGUCAAAGAUGACAUAAAUUAUUUCAAAAAUUUAGUACUUAUUUUUCAAAAUGACAAGAUAGUACCUACUCGUAGUGCAGUGAUAGUGAGUGUGUGUUUUCAGUGAACAAAAUUAGUGAAGUGGACUCAAAUAAAUUCAAAAUGGAAGCUCUAGAGAGAAGGAAGCUGUGGCCGAUUGCCGCUAUAUUGUUCAUCGUGUUUUCUUCACAAUACAAAGGCGCCUGGGCCCACCGCAACUCCACCAAGAUGUCGUACGUGUGCCCGCCGAGUUUCAUCCGCCUCGGCCACAGCUGCUACUACAUCAGCGACAAGAAGGCCACGUGGCAGAACGCCCUCUUCUCUUGUAAGGACCGGGACAGCAACCUUUCAGUGCCAGCGCGAUGGGAGGACCGGAACUUGAGGAACUACCUCAAUAAACCCACCGUAGAGAAAGCCAGCCGCUGGAUCGGCGGCAUCUACGACUACAACGCGCGCGCGUGGAAGUGGGGCGGCGAGCUGCGCCGCAUGCACUACCAGUCCUUCAGCAAGAUGAAGAAGAUGACGCCCGAGCAGCUGCAGUGGCACUGCAUCGCCAUGAUGCCCGAGCUCAAGUACAGGUGGGCACCAGCCAGCUGCUACCAGCCGCGCCAGUACAUCUGCCAGACGAAGCUACGCAAGGUCCCCAAGUCCAAAGUGAAGGACCUGCGCCGGCGCUGGCAGCGCAUGGGCAAGCUCAACGAGAUCACGGCGCCCAGCGUCAGCCGCGAGGUCAGCGACCCCAAGACCAACGACGUCACCAUCAACCCGAUGCUGAGCCCGAAGUCCUACGACCUGCGCCCGAGCCAGCUGCGCCUGAACCCAAACACGAUCCGACCCCCGAAGCCUCACCACCUCAGGCCGAAUGAGCUGAGGAAGCGCUCGCGCCCGACGCAUCGUCGGCUCACGAAACCGUUCCCUGGGUACCAAUGGAACCGGCGCGACCCGGAAGCCUCUUACAACUACAACGCCAACCUCCUCAAGUCAGGUAAGACUGGUCUCACGCCGCAGCAGGUCAAGAGCCACCUGGCUCGUCUUCAACACCUGCGUGAUAAGCAACUAGAGCGGCAGAGAAGAAUGAAGGAAAAUGGCGACUGGUUGGUCAAUGACGAGCCACCUCGUAUGGCCAGGACCCAUGCAAGGACUUAUACCGUCGAUAACAACAUCAGCGCGCUCCAUCCGAAGACUAUUGUCGAAGAAUUCGAUAUGCUCCCGCCACCGCCGCCACCUGUCCCCAUUGCUAGGCUGACGCGAGGCGCCUUCAGAGGCUACCGACCUUAAGGUUGCUUUUAGAAAGCAUACGCUGACCGUCGGCGUUGAUAGCCAAAAUGUAUGCUUACUACUAAAGCCUGGUCCGUGAGCACGUAGAAUCCCGUCCAAUGACCCCAAGCUACCCAUCCCUAUCGCUCGCGCGUAAUUAUGUUGCUGUCGCGCUCGCACACUCACUGCGGGCGCCCGUCGCACAGUCGCGACAGCAACAUAAUUACGCGCGAGCGAUAGGGAUGGGUAACUUGGGGUCAUUGGACGGGAUUCUACGUGCUCACGGACCAGGAUUUACUACUAUUACUAUUACUUGUAAAAUUUAUGUAAGCGUCACUCAAGAACGUUUACUUUAGGACCAUAUUGAUCUGCCAGCGCCGACGAUCAGCGUGAAAUCAGCCUAUGACUUCCAGACGAGUUGACGACCUCUGCUAACAUGUUUGAUGCCUCUCAUCAACAUUCAAGCGGCUUGACUUCAUCUGGAUCUUUGUCUUCUCUCAUUUUGUAUUAGGCUCAUGAUCUUUAAGAUUUCGGUUUAUGUAUCGAGGCAGUAUAUUUUUAAGAACAGUUAAACCACCGAUCAGAAUUCGAAAAUGUCUCUACUAAAUAAAGCAUGAGUCUUGAUUGAUAUUUCUGGUCUUUUUCCUUCUUCUGUAGUCCUCUUGGGAAUCAUUAAUUCCCUAGAAGGUACUACGACAUGGUCCACACUGAAUAUAGUCCAACAGAUCUGAACUAGGUUGUACUUUCCAGUGUGGAUUGCACCCUAUCCUAUGUUCUUCUUCUCUCUCCUUCUAGAGUAGCCAGAACGUGACGGAAUAUCGUUUCUAUUCGCCCAGUGACUGCCUUAGUUACCAACUAUAGAUUCCUUCUGUGUGCGUUCAAACUGUUUAGGUUAGUUUUCUUUGUAUGUGAGCAAGAAUCUUUCAGUAUGUUUCUAUGUGAUGUUUUGUAACUUUAGUGUCAAUAUCUUCAGAUGUUCCAUUGUCGUGUUGCGCAGUUGUGUCAUUGUGUCAACAUUUCGUGAUUCUCUUGCGCACACUUGGGUUCAGAGCAGCUCAUGAACGCAAGAAAUCUGUUACAUUUUAUGUGUGUCAUUUUGUUCGUGCGUAUUUAUAUUCAAAUGAGAUAAUUUAUGAAAAGUCGAGAUAAAGUAAACAUUGAUUGUAUUUAUAAAAACUAGUCAGUAAGUAUAUUUCUACAUAGUAUUUUAUAUGUUAAGAAAUAAAUACUAAUGCAGUCUAAAAUGUUUGUAAGAUUAUUUUUUAUUUCAAUUAAUAUAGCGGUAGUAUUACACAGUUUACUAAAAUUUACUUUUUCUUACCCAAAUGUAUUUUAGUUAUUAUUUUAUCAAAUUAUGUGUCGUACAUUAUGAUUGGCAUUUGUCGUUCGAAUAAGAGUUAUGUAAGCCACGUUCCAGUGUGUAUGUUAGGUGAAUCGUAGAUUCUACUAAACUGCCAAGAUUUAGUCCUCGCAUUUAUACGACGAAUUCAUUUAGGUUAAGCCCUUUCGAGGAAUAUUCCUUAGGGUGCAUUCAUACUGGCUAUAAUAUUGUAGUAUACCUAAUAUAUUCUGCCACACAAACACAGUGUAUCUCAGCCAGUACAACGUUUCAAAAAGUCUCAAUCUAUGCUUCUAAUUAUUUACACAUUUUAAAUUAAUAUUUGUUCGCCAGUAUGAUCGUAUCCUUAAAUAGUGACAUUAUUUUAAUGGCUGUUUUAAAGUCCAUGUAUGUAAAACAAUUAUUUUUAAUAACAUUUACUUAUUAUAUAAGCCGCUUUGUUAUCAUUUCGUGUUCAUUCAUCAUAAUAAUUUCAAUGUUGUGAUUGUGUAAAAAUAUAAAAUAAUUAUUUGUAUGAAAGUUAAUUUAAACACUUCAACUGUUAAAAUCUUAAAAACUAGUCUACUAGUUACUUGUAGUAGAAUAGUAUUAUUUCAUACCUCAAUGUAAAAUUAAUAUAUUUUUCAAGAUUUAUAGUGAUUUAAUCUUUAACCUUUGACAAAAUAUUAAAAUCUUUACUAAUAUUGUUAACUUGUAAAUGCAAAAAUUGUAAAGCUGAAUUGUAAUAAUUCAUUAAUUGGUGUAGAACUAAAUAGUCUAUGCACUAUUUUAAGUAAUAUUAUUCGAUUAAAUUAAGAACCUGAAUAAAGAAUCAAUUGAGCAUUUA
Molecule: messenger RNA, 3570 nt
Organism: Ostrinia nubilalis (European corn borer)
Lineage: Eukaryota; Metazoa; Arthropoda; Insecta; Lepidoptera; Crambidae
Exons: 7
Coding region: 272-1426 (384 amino acids)
Source: RefSeq, a predicted model, not a curated record